Condylura cristata (star-nosed mole) is the source of this 4367-nucleotide messenger RNA. RefSeq names its product coatomer protein complex, subunit alpha (gene COPA). The transcript has 33 exons. Bases 81 to 3782 code for a protein of 1233 amino acids. Gene Ontology annotation, biological process: intra-Golgi vesicle-mediated transport; endoplasmic reticulum to Golgi vesicle-mediated transport; retrograde vesicle-mediated transport, Golgi to endoplasmic reticulum. Gene Ontology annotation, molecular function: protein binding; structural molecule activity. Gene Ontology annotation, cellular component: COPI vesicle coat. NCBI's taxonomy places the organism in Eukaryota, Metazoa, Chordata, Mammalia, Eulipotyphla, Talpidae. The record is from RefSeq and is a predicted model, not a curated record.
CGGAGGGCGCUGACGUGGAGCCUGCUGGAUUCCAGCGGGGCGGCGGCUCGGCUUAGCCCCUCGGAUCCUAGGCCGGCGAGAUGCUAACCAAAUUCGAGACCAAGAGCGCGCGAGUCAAAGGGCUCAGUUUUCACCCCAAAAGGCCCUGGAUCCUGACAAGUUUACACAAUGGGGUCAUCCAGUUAUGGGACUAUAGAAUGUGUACCCUCAUUGACAAGUUUGAUGAACAUGAUGGCCCAGUACGAGGCAUUGACUUCCAUAAGCAGCAACCACUCUUUGUUUCUGGAGGAGAUGACUAUAAGAUUAAGGUUUGGAAUUACAAGCUUCGGCGCUGUCUUUUCACGUUGCUUGGGCACUUAGAUUAUAUCCGCACCACAUUUUUUCAUCAUGAAUAUCCUUGGAUUCUGAGCGCCUCUGAUGACCAGACCAUCCGCGUGUGGAACUGGCAGUCUAGGACCUGUGUCUGUGUGCUAACAGGACACAACCAUUAUGUAAUGUGUGCUCAGUUCCACCCAUCAGAAGAUCUGGUUGUAUCAGCCAGUCUGGACCAGACUGUGCGCGUUUGGGAUAUUUCUGGUCUAAGGAAAAAAAAUCUGUCCCCCGGUGCAGUGGAGUCGGAUGUGAGGGGAAUAACUGGUGUGGACCUCUUUGGUACUACAGAUGCUGUGGUGAAGCACGUGCUGGAGGGUCAUGAUCGGGGAGUAAACUGGGCAGCCUUCCAUCCCACUAUGCCCCUAAUUGUAUCUGGGGCAGAUGACCGUCAAGUGAAGAUCUGGCGCAUGAAUGAGUCAAAAGCCUGGGAAGUUGAUACCUGCCGGGGCCAUUACAACAACGUGUCCUGCGCCGUCUUUCAUCCUCGCCAGGAACUAAUCCUCAGCAAUUCUGAGGAUAAGAGCAUCCGAGUCUGGGAUAUGUCUAAGCGGACUGGGGUUCAGACCUUCCGCAGGGACCACGAUCGUUUCUGGGUCCUUGCUGCCCACCCCAACCUUAACCUCUUUGCAGCAGGCCAUGAUGGUGGCAUGAUUGUGUUCAAACUAGAGCGGGAGCGGCCAGCCUAUGCUGUCCAUGGGAACAUGCUUCAUUAUGUCAAGGACCGAUUCUUAAGGCAGCUGGACUUCAACAGCUCUAAAGAUGUCGCCGUGAUGCAGUUGCGGAGUGGUUCCAAGUUUCCAGUGUUCAACAUGUCAUACAAUCCAGCAGAAAAUGCUGUCCUACUGUGUACAAGAGCCAGCAAUUUGGAGAACAGCACCUAUGACUUGUACACCAUCCCCAAGGAUGCUGACUCCCAGAAUCCUGAUGCCCCUGAAGGGAAACGAUCUUCAGGCCUGACAGCCGUUUGGGUUGCUCGAAAUCGGUUUGCUGUCUUGGAUCGGAUGCAUUCGCUUUUGAUAAAGAAUCUGAAGAAUGAGAUCACCAAGAAGGUACAGGUGCCCAACUGUGAUGAGAUCUUCUACGCUGGCACCGGCAACCUCUUGCUUCGGGAUGCAGAAUCCGUUACCCUCUUUGACGUACAGCAGAAGCGGACUUUGGCGUCUGUGAAGAUUUCCAAGGUGAAAUAUGUGAUCUGGUCAGCAGAUAUGUCUCAUGUAGCACUCCUGGCCAAACAUGAGCACUCAUGCCCUUUGCCUCUUACAGCCAUUGUGAUCUGUAACCGCAAACUGGAGGCUCUGUGUAACAUUCAUGAGAACAUCCGUGUCAAGAGUGGGGCCUGGGAUGAGAGUGGGGUCUUUAUCUAUACCACAAGCAACCACAUCAAAUAUGCCGUCACUACUGGGGACUACGGAAUCAUCCGGACUCUGGAUUUACCCAUCUAUGUGACUCGGGUGAAGGGCAACAAUGUCUAUUGCUUAGACAGGGAGUGUCGCCCUCGGGUGCUCACCAUUGAUCCCACUGAGUUCAAGUUCAAGCUUGCCCUGAUCAAUAGAAAGUAUGAUGAGGUUCUACACAUGGUAAGGAAUGCCAAACUCGUAGGCCAGUCGAUCAUUGCUUACCUCCAGAAGAAGGGCUACCCAGAAGUGGCACUGCAUUUUGUCAAGGAUGAGAAAACUCGCUUUAGUCUGGCACUGGAGUGUGGAAACAUUGAGAUUGCUCUGGAAGCAGCCAAAGCCCUGGAUGACAAGAAUUGUUGGGAGAAAUUGGGAGAAGUAGCCUUAUUGCAGGGGAAUCACCAGAUUGUGGAAAUGUGUUACCAGCGCACCAAAAAUUUUGACAAACUUUCCUUCCUGUAUCUCAUCACUGGCAACCUAGAGAAACUCCGCAAGAUGAUGAAAAUUGCUGAGAUCCGCAAGGACAUGAGUGGCCAUUAUCAAAAUGCUCUGUACCUGGGUGACGUGUCAGAGCGGGUCCGGAUCCUGAGGAACUGUGGGCAGAAGUCACUGGCCUACCUUACAGCUGCUACCCAUGGCUUAGAUGAAGAAGCUGAGAGUCUGAAAGAGACCUUUGACCCUGAGAAAGAGACAAUCCCAGACAUUGACCCUAAUGCCAAGCUGCUUCAGCCACCUGCACCUAUCAUGCCACUGGAUACAAACUGGCCCUUGCUGACGGUGUCUAAAGGGUUCUUUGAGGGCUCCAUUGCCAGCAAGGGGAAGGGUGGCGCGCUGGCGGCUGACAUUGACAUUGACACUGUUGGCACUGAAGGCUGGGGAGAGGAUGCAGAGCUGCAGCUGGAUGAAGAUGGGUUUGUGGAGGCCACCGAAGGUUCGGGGGAUGAUACUCUUGGCAAGGGGCAGGAAGAAGGUGGCGGAUGGGAUGUAGAAGAAGAUUUGGAGCUUCCUCCAGAACUGGAUAUACCCCCUGGGUCAGCUGGAGGGGCUGAAGAUGGUUUCUUUGUGCCCCCUACCAAGGGAACCAGCCCUACUCAGACCUGGUGCAAUAACUCUCAGCUUCCAGUUGACCACAUCCUGGCAGGCUCUUUUGAAACAGCCAUGAGGUUACUUCAUGACCAGGUGGGUGUGACCCAGUUUGGCCCCUACAAGCAGCUGUUCCUGCAGACGUACGCCCGCGGCCGUACCACCUACCAGGCUUUGCCAUGCUUGCCUUCCAUGUAUGGCUAUCCCAAUCGCAACUGGAAGGAUGCAGGGCUGAAGAAUGGUGUGCCAGCUGUAGGCCUGAAGCUGAAUGACCUCAUCCAGCGCCUGCAGCUGUGUUACCAGUUCACCACGGUUGGCAAGUUUGAGGAAGCUGUGGAGAAAUUCCGUUCCAUUUUACUCAGUGUGCCACUGCUUGUUGUGGAUAAUAAACAGGAGAUCGCAGAGGCCCAACAGCUCAUCACCAUUUGCCGUGAGUACAUCGUGGGUUUGUCCAUGGAGAUUGAAAGGAAGAAGCUGCCCAAAGAGACUCUAGAACAGCAGAAGCGCAUCUGUGAGAUGGCAGCCUACUUCACUCACUCCAACUUGCAGCCUGUGCACAUGAUCCUGGUGCUGCGCACAGCCCUCAACCUCUUUUUCAAGCUCAAGAACUUUAAGACAGCUGCCACUUUUGCCCGACGCCUGCUAGAACUUGGGCCCAAGCCAGAGGUGGCUCAACAGACCCGGAAAAUCCUGUCUGCCUGUGAGAAGAACCCUACAGAUGCCUGCCAGCUCAAUUACGACAUGCAUAACCCUUUUGACAUUUGUGCUGCAUCCUAUCGGCCCAUCUAUCGUGGAAAGCCAGUGGAGAAGUGUCCACUCAGCGGGGCCUGCUAUUCACCUGAGUUCAAGGGUCAAAUCUGCAGGGUCACCACCGUGACAGAGAUUGGCAGAGAUGUCAUUGGUCUGAGGAUCAGCCCUCUCCAGUUUCGCUAAGUUCCCCUCUGUGGUGUGUAGGGUCCAUCACCGUGUUUUCCCUAGAGAAUUAGUUUCUAUCUUCCAGUUUCCCUCCUAGAAAGCCUUUCAGAAGUGUCCACAUUUAGCUGACCCUACCCCAAAGCCUCAUGUCCUUUUCUCUGUAAUGGUGAUCAAAUGUCAUAACUUGACUCUUGCCGCUGACGUUCCCUGUCUUCUCAAGAUGUCUCCAUUGGUCACAGUUGCCUAACCUCCCCAGCAUAAGUCUCUCAAGGACAAAUGAAAACUCAUUGAUGAACAUUUGUGUAGGACAUUCCUUCACUAUUCAUCCUGUCCCUCCUACCCCGCUCUUUCCUUUUUACUAGAAGUGAGCAGGUAUAAUAAGUAAGAACAUCUUUUGCUCAGUCUCAGCAAACCCAGCCGUCCCUAUUUCCCUAGACAUUUCAGCUUUUAGGCAAUGGCAUUCUGUGUGCUAAAAAUUUAAAGUCUGAGAAGAAACUAUACAGUUUCCCAGAAAUGCACAUCACUUGUAUGGGUUUAUUCAUUAUAACUGUUGUUCUUGUAUUUUGUGUCUCACACUAAAUAAAAUAAAUUUCUACAAGAAUU